Molecule: messenger RNA, 4233 nt
Organism: Alternaria burnsii
Lineage: Eukaryota; Fungi; Ascomycota; Dothideomycetes; Pleosporales; Pleosporaceae
Exons: 5
Coding region: 1-4233 (1410 amino acids)
Molecular function (GO): protein binding
Source: RefSeq, a predicted model, not a curated record
AUGGGGCCCUACCAAGAUGAAGAUAUAGUAGCGAAUCUCUGGGAGCGAGCAUUCGAUUGCUUGGAAGGCAGCGACAAAGAUGAGCUUCGCUUUGACGGGCGCAAAACUGCAACCGAUCCUGCGUCGAUUCUCAGAGUCAUUGCGGACAAGCGCAACGAAUGCGAGGAGAAACAAUGGGUGCUUUUCACGAAUAAAGAAGGAAAAGAGGUGCGCGUGAGAGACGUCGUGGACAAAGUGUCUGGUUGGGUCGACCAAUUCAUUCGCAUUGGAGAUGCAGCAGUACAAUACGACCUGGCGCAUGCCGUACUUCCUUGGGCAGGGGUUAGGCUGCUUCUUCAGCUGAGCAUCAACGACUGCCAAGUCUUCGGAGGUCUACUGGAGAGUGUAGAAACUGUAUCAAGCAUAAUAGCCAGAUAUACAGCUGUGCAGACGCAGGUCCUUAUCAGAGACUCGGUGAUAACGCGGCAGCUCACGACCACUCUGGUCCAACUUUACGCGGCCGUCUUGAGAUUCCUGGCUGAUGCCUAUAGUUAUCACAAAAAGAGCACAUUAACUAUCAAAGGCACGAUCAGCACUGCCAAGAGAUAUGUCGAAGAGCCCAUGCUCGCAAUAGAGAGGCACGAGACUGAAGUAUUCAAGCUUGUUACACUUGUUCAGAAUGAGCUUGUGAGAGGAAGCCUGGACGAAAUUCUUGAGAAUAUCAAGCAGAACUCGUACAACUCUCAAAGAGUGAGCGAGGAUCGCCGUAGGCAUCUCUCAGCCUGGAUCAAUGGCAUUGAUACUAGGAACACGUACGAAACAGCUUUACGCUAUCAUCACAAAGGCACCUGUAACUGGGCAACAGAGUUGCAGAAACUCCAGGAUUGGCAACGAAAUGAGUCUUCGAGAGGUCGUCUACUCUGGGUUCAUGGACCAGCUGGGUUCGGCAAGACAUUCCUGUCAGCCUGGAUUAUCAGACAUCUGCAAGAGGUCAGCGUAGAGCCACUUGCUUUCUUCUUCUGUGUGGCGGAUAAUCAGGCUACACGCGACCCUUACGCGAUCCUUCGAAGCUGGCUGACCCAGAUACUACAAGAAAACGAUGCAGUCUUUCGGGUGAUGAACGCUGCAUUCACAGCUGGUGACAAGGAACAUACAUUAAGUCCCGUCGAGCUUGGAACUCGUUACCAUCACCAUGACCCACGAAACUACUUCCUCCGCGAUAUGGUUCAAUGCCUCACUCGAUCCAAAUCCCGAAUUUUGGUGGUCAGCAGGGAUGUGCCGGAUAUCCGCGAGAUACUGGGUAAGAGCUCGGUAGCUAUGGCGGAAGUAGACGCGUUCGGGUAUCAGAUCACAGCCAAAGACACUACGGCCGACGUGAAGUCGUUUACCGAGUCUGUGGUCAAUGAGAAGUUGCCGAAGAAGAAAGAGACUCUGAGGCAGGAAAUUGCCGACCGAGCCGCCGAACGCAGUGAAGGCAUGUUUCUCUGGAUCAAGCUCCUUGAAAAUGAGAUUUCUCCGGGGCAGAACGCAAAACAGCUCAGGGCAGCUGUGCAAGAAAUGCCAACUGGGAUCAGUGAAGCUUACUCCCGUGAGCUGGAGAAGAUUGUUCAACUAGCACCAAACAACAAGAACAUGGCGGUCACAAUUCUACGUUGGGUACUCUUUGCCGCUCGGCCUCUACUUGUUAAAGAGCUUGCGGAAGCUCUAGUCGUAUCUGACGAGGACCUGGACGAAUACCCAGAUACUGAUGAGCUUCCAGACGCCUGGGAAGAUGGAUUUGUCGACGAGGACUAUGUCAACGAAAUGAUCUUGGGGAGGUGUGGAUCCUUGCUGCAGCUGAGAUCCAAGACACCGACUACCCCGCUUUCAGAUCACACAGUACAUUUCGUGCAUUUCUCUGUCAAAGAAUACAUCUCAAAACUGCGCAACUCUCUAACCGGCAGCGCUUGGGCGUCUAGCCUUGGCCUGGCGGACGUGAAAACCGAGGAGAUACGGAUUUCGAACAUAUGCCUUCGCUAUCUCAGCUUAGAUGUGUUUGAGGAAAUACCACAGGAUACAUCCGUCUAUCCCUUUCUCUCAUAUGCAUCAUGGGCCUGGUAUUUUCACAGUUUUCACAAAAGGUCAACUCCGCCCUCACAGGACAUCCUAGAGAGAACACAAAAGGCCUUCGAUCCUACCGCGUCCAAGUGGAAAGUAUGGACACUGCUUCUAGAAGCCGAGCUCAGGGAAAGGGAAAGCGACUGGGAGAAGCUUUCCGAUGUCAGCUCUGAAUUCGAUGAAUUUGCGUCAAAUUCGGGAGAAGGAUCUGAGCCCGGGCAAGAAGUUAGCACUUCGAUGACCUUGGUGGAGAACCCCAUUUAUUACGCUUCUUUGCUUGGCUUGGUAGACGUAGUCAAAUGGCUGGCAGAUCAAGACCUCGACUGCGAUUGUACAAGGGGUCGAUUUGGGUUUCCUUUGCAAGCUGCCGUGGCGAGGAAUCAGGAUGGGGUGGUGAGAUACUUACUCGAUCGAAACGUCGAUGUACAACAGGAAGGUGGACUAUACGGCUUCACGAUCAUCGCAGCUGCAGCGCUCUCCAGUCUAGAGCUUGUCAAACUACUGCUCAACGCCGGAGCAGAUGCCACGGUUGUCGAUGAUAUGAAGUGGACCGCACUUCACCACGCAGCAAAACGGGGGGCUGCAGAAAUCGUGAGGUGCCUACUCGAUCACGGUGCUCAGGUCAACUCUAUGACCUCAGAGAGGAUCACCGCAGCGAAUCUUGCUUGCCGCCUCGGGCAUAAGGAUGUCUUAUCAACCUUGAUAGCUGAGGGGGCCGAUAUCGCCCUGGUAGACGUCGAUGACGUGUCUCCUCUCCAACAGGCUCUCGAAAAUGGCCAUCAAGAUCUAGCGCUGGAGCUGAUAGAUCGCCUCUCUUUUACGACCACCACCCAUCUAAGGUGGGGCCCUCUUCAAACGGCCGCAAGAGCAGGCUACACGAGUAUCAUCAAGAAGAUGAUCGACAAAAAGAUUGACGUAAAUAUGCUGGACGAAUACGAUUGGACAGCAUUGCAAUUGGCAGCAGCAUUAGGAGAUACCGAAGCCGUUCAGACCCUGAUUGGUGCGGGCGCAGACAUCACUUUGGCGCAUGCAGAUACAUCACCACCUCUACAUAUCGCCGCUGGCAACAACCAUGUGGCAAUCAUAAAGCUUCUUGCUGAAAACGGUGCGGAUGUGAACCAGCUCGGCGAUGGUGGUACCACCGCUUUGAUUGUCGCGGUUUCGAACAGCUGCCAGGAUGCUCUGGAAGCGCUACUGGACAUGGGCGCAUCCAUGAAAUGCAUGUACAGCCACGAGCAGCAAUCCCUAUUUGACAUUGCUAUCGAAGAAGGACAGGACAAUAUCACAAAAGCUCUGAUCGCGCGCGGCUGCGUUGGGCCACGAGGUCUUACGGCCACCGCGGAACAAGGAGUCACAACGCUAAGUGACAUGAACCAGCACCAAUAUCUGCCAAUCUUAUCAUGUCAAGACGAUACUAAGGGAUUGGCAGACCGCAUUUCAAUCAUGACCACCCCCUUCCCAAUGUGUGAGCUCAAUGAAGCUUUGCACGUAGCUUCAGCACGAGGCUCGAAGUCCAUUGUUCAGAUUCUUCUCGCUCGCGGCGCUUCAGCAAAGACUCAAGAUAUCAAUGGCCGAAGCGCACUCCACUACGCAGUGCGCCACCUCAAGCUCGACAUCGCGGACCUACUCAUAGAAUAUGGUGCUGACCCUUUAGCACAAGAUGACAUUGGAUCCACUCCGCUCGACCUAGCAGUCUGUCAUGGAAUUAGAGCAGCAGCCUUCAUCCGCAAGCACAUGGGUGACCUAACACUCGGCAUCAUUCGUCGGCCCUCCCUUCUAGAAGCUAUCAAUAGUAACCAAACCCCGCGCCUCUCAUCUCAAACCAUCUGGAACUUAAUCUCGGGUCCGUGGACAGGAAACUACGAAUACCUAAGUUGGCAAGAGGGAGAGAAAGAAGCCUUUUCCAUCGAGAUUCCCAGCGUGGGAAUGGAUGAGUCCCGACCUAGCACAUUCUUGAGCGAGCACGAACAUGACGAGAUUGGAGAUUUUCAAUACCUUGGCUUUGUCGAUCAGGGUGGGUCUAUAUGGUUUGUUAAGCUCUAUGAGAAGCAUGGAUGGCUGUAUCGCGGACGGCUAGACGCGCAGAAGAGAGUGAUUAGGGGUACAUGGGGUAGUAAUCGGAAGCUUUGGUUCGGAGGUUUUGAGCUUAGGCAAUAG